This is a messenger RNA of Hypomesus transpacificus, 1601 nucleotides long. It is a transcript of the gene rgs7bpb, whose product is annotated as regulator of G protein signaling 7 binding protein b. Bases 143 to 904 code for a protein of 253 amino acids. Gene Ontology annotation, biological process: G protein-coupled receptor signaling pathway. Lineage: Eukaryota; Metazoa; Chordata; Actinopteri; Osmeriformes; Osmeridae. Gene Ontology annotation, cellular component: neuron projection; nucleus; postsynapse. The record is from RefSeq and is a predicted model, not a curated record. The transcript has 6 exons.
GAAUCAGAAAGACCCCGCGGGGACAUCGACUAGUUCUUGGACCUCGGCUGCUUUUUCCGGGAGGAAUUGGGACGGGGUAACUGAAUAAUAAACAUAAGCGCAUUCGUUAUCUUGAGUGGUGUUCGGCUGUGGGUGUUUAUGCAUGUGUUCUGCACCGAACGGGCGAAAAAAUCGCCAUAAAUCUGCAGCGAACAUUUUUCAAAUCGUCAAACCACAGCAGACGGAUCCGGAGCGCCGAGAGAGCACAGAGAGCGCGCGUAAAGCGCAGCGGGCCGUUGGCGACAGUAGGAUGACAGUCCAGGAAUUCAACACGCUCAUGGCGUUGUACCGAGAACAGGUCAUCUCAAUCGGAGAGAUAACGGCAGACUGUCCCACGUUAAGGGCGGAGAUGCAGCGCACACGGACCAAAGGGUGUGCGAUGGCUCGAGCUGCCCAUCAAAAUCUCACCGUGAUAUCCGGUUCGGGGCCAGAGGAUGGGGAGAUCCAGCCGGAGAUCUGCAGGCUCUUCAUUCAGCUGCAGUGCUGUCUGGAGAUGUUCAUCACAGAGAUGCUCAAGUCAAUGUGUCUGCUGGGAGUCCUGCAGCUUCACAGGAAAGGGAAGGACUUUUCCCCGGAGUCGAGGGUGGACUUCAAGGUGGACGAGAGCUCCGACGCGCCCAUGCUGGAUGAACGCUCGCCGUCCCCCUCAGACUGCCCUCCGGACGCCUGGCUGGUGGACGCCGACAUAGACAACAUAGAGCGGGACAUGAGAGAGAUGAGAAACCUUCUCAGCAAACUCAGGGAGACCAUGCCUUUACCCCUGAAGAACCAAGAUGACAGCAGCCUGCUGAACCUCACCCCGCUGCCUCUGGUGAGACAGAGGAAGAGGCGCUUCUCUGGACUCUGCUGUGUGGUGUCCGGCUGAGGUGGUCCUUCAGGCAGUAGCCGUGGCCAGCCGUAACACAACAACAUCCUUCAUGUUCUCCUACUACUUAUUACUGCCAUUUAGGAAGGUACUUUGGUUUGGGUCAGUCUCUGUCAUUACUUUACGUACUUUGACAUGAUUCAAUGUAGAAAAGCAAUUCAAAUGUGAUGCUAUGAAUAUGCAUAUUUUGCUCUUGUAAUCAAUGUGUCCCUCUGUAGUGAAAUAUGUAGUGUAUUCCAACUUACAUGUGCAGAACUGAUGCCAGAAGUGACCAUUUUGGUAGAUAGCUUUGCGCUAAACGUUGCCUUUAAACAUAUUUCUCAGAAUGUUAUUCUUAUUGGUUCACUGUGCAAGGUUUCUUUUGCAGUCUUCCAUGGAAUGGAAAUCUGUCCAUAACUUCAUUUCCCAUCACAAGGGCUUUGCAAUGCACCAUAUAGUGAAGCCAUUUACUAUUAAAUGUAAAUAUAUGAAUACUCAAAAAAUCAAAAUUGAGUUUUUGUACAAAGACCGGUUUUGUUUGUCUUUAGAAUAUCUAAAGACUGUCUAAAAUGUUGCAGUGAAUCAUUUUGUCUUGGCAAAAGAAAAUGUACAGCAUGUUUGUAGCUUAAAGUUGUCAAUGUGUAGUGUAUAUGUUGCACAUGUUAUACAGCUGACUGUAUGUACUGUAUAAGCCAUUUUAUAAUGUGAAUAAACUUUU